AGCAUGUCAGUGCAGUCAGUGCCAAAGGACUGCAGUCUCAAACUCUUUAUUUGGCUCGUGCAUUUGAAGCUGUGAUAACUGUUUUACAAGAGAUUAACUGCACUGCCAAUCAAAAGAGAGAAAAAAAACUCCUACUUACAUUUCUAUUGUAACAUGCCAGGCACGUGGAAUGUCACCAAUUUUGGGCGGGAAUAGGCCGACUUAAAAUGUAGCUACAGCCAACAAAUCAAUGUUCAAAUUAGUCCAGGUUUGAGUGCAUGAGGGAAAAAAGCCCUGAGUCAGUUCUCACACUCACAAAAUGUAUAUCAGACACAGAAGCUGCAAAUAGAGCGCAUGCCAGGGCAUUAUCUAUUUAGUACUGCUAAUUAUUAAUAGAAGACGACUUUCAACAUGGAGGAGAUCACUGAGGUUAUAGCACUUUUCCUAGGUUUUGUAGGCUGGAUAUUAAUUUUCAUAUCACUACAGGAUCAGUAUUGGAAAGAAUCCACCACUGAGGGCAGCGUAAUAACAACCUCCACUAUAUAUGAAAACCUAUGGAUGUCUUGUGCAAGUGACUCAACGGGGAUCUAUAACUGUCGUGACUUUCCAUCCCUUUUCGCUCUCCCAGGCUACAUUCAGGCCUCCCGGGCGCUGAUGAUCGCUGCAAUUGUGUUCGGGACAUUUGGGCUCGCGGCAACUCUCACAGGAAUGAAGUGUUCAAAAAUCGGGGGAGAAAACUACAUCCUGAAGGGGAGGAUUGCUGCAAUUGGAGGAGUCUUCUUUUUACUACAGGGGUUAAGCACCAUGAUUGCUAUAUCUUGGUACGCAGCCAACAUCACACAAGAGUUCUUUGACCAGUUUUAUCCAGGGACGAAGUAUGAGAUCGGAGAGGGCUUGUACAUCGGCUGGUCCUCAGCCACACUAGCCAUCUGCGGAGGCUCAUGUCUGUUGUGUGCUUGCAAAUUCAAAGCAACCGAUGACAAGAUACCGUAUCGAUACCAACAGUCCUCCAGAGGACACGCGCUGUCCACUGUGCAAACGUCUCAGACUGUGCCAAGCAACUAUGGAAGGAAUGCAUAUGUCUGAUUGUUAUUGCACAGGAGGAAAAAUCAAGAAGAGUCAGAAGAAAGUCACCAGACAGUUUGUUUUGAGAGAGGACGAACAGUGUUUCCCAGUCUCAAUGCACAAUGAGAGGGCAGCAGCAGCAGGGAACACACAUUUCUAAUCACAGUAGUACAGUUAUAUGGUGGUAGCAGUGAACUUGAUUCGGGGAUUUAUUGGCUUUAUAUAAUCAUAACCUUUUAGGGGUAUGCAUAUGUGUAGCAUAUGUAAUGUUUAUAUAGUGUUAAAACUGCUUCAAUACUCCAGAAUAUAUGUUGACUAUAUGUACAGUAAGGUCUACUAUAUUAACCUGCUGUAUAUUUUCCAAUAUCUAAUCCUCAGAUAACUUUUAACUGUUUGAGUUCAAGUCUAUACAGUUUGUGUUGUUAUAAAGAGUUGUAAUUGUUUCUUAUGUCCAUGCAUGAAAGGGAAUUCAGGUUGACACAAGCAGAAUUUAAGGGGGGUCUCACAAAAUGUUCAUUACUUUGGACUAACGUAAUCAGCUGCUCUUGAAGGGGGCCUUUUCAGCUCAGGGCCCCUGGCAGCUGCCUGCAACCCUUCAACAUAACAUGUUGUUACUGUGCAACAUAUUCAGAAGAAUCCUGUACCUUUAGAAGUUAAAAGCUCAAACAGAAUCCUCCUCUGUGACAUAAGAUGGUAAAUCCAGAUAUCUCUUGAUCUGGCUCAUCUUAAAUGAGAUAAGUCUCUUUAGAAGAGGUUCCAAUACUUGCUAAUUGAUCGACAAUAAUGAGUCUUUCUGUGACUUCUGACUGUGCCGUGGCCUUGAAGGAAAUAUUUAUUUAUUUUAAGCGGGAAAACGGGCUCUCACCCAGUGUGAUUCAUCCAGUCUGAUUUUAUGAUGAUUGCAAACUUCAGUAGUGGAGGUACAACAAAUAGAAACAUAGUCUUUGAUUGUUCUGUGAAUUUUGAACAUGGUUUGUUUUGUUUGUAAUCUUGUUUUAUACAUAAAAAAAAAAUGUCAGUGACAGUUUGAACUAAACCCUGAGAAUGACAGAGCUCGUUUACACAUCAUCUACCUUAAUCAACACAGAACUGCAUUUACAGCCCUGUUUAAUUGUGUCUUUUCACGUAGAUUGUCAUAAGAGUCCAGAAUGUAUAUCAUACCGAAAUUUUCAAUGCAAAAAAACAGGCUCAAUGUGCCCCCUGCUGGACAGAUAUUGCUACACAUCAUUAAAUCAAUUUGUGCUCUGAUCAAGGUCUUUAGAUUAAAGUUUCUUUAUACAUUCAUAAAUGUUGACAAACAAUAUGCAAACAAAAUGUAGGGAAUAAUGACAAAGCAUAACCACAAAAUCGUAUUUAUUGAUAUCAUAGUAUUAACAAUCAUAAUAGUAAAUCAUAAGUGGGGUACCCAGCUCUAUACAAGUAUGAUUGACUUUAGAUUUAUGUUAAACCAGCAGAAACUAGAACAGUGAAGCUUAUUUUGACAUGGUAUUACAAAGGAAAUGUGUGUACAACAGAAAACACAGAGAACUAGAAUAGCACUUAAUACAGGCUGCACCCAAUUAUACACGCUAAUAGAGAUUACUUCCCAAGUAUUUCUUUUUUUAUCAUCAAGGUGUCUGUAAUAUUUCUGGAGAUAUUGACAAAAGUGUGGAACAACGCAAUAUCGCUAUGGAAAGUGAAAAUAAAAUCCUGGAUCCGCCCA
Molecule: messenger RNA, 2746 nt
Organism: Limanda limanda (common dab)
Lineage: Eukaryota; Metazoa; Chordata; Actinopteri; Pleuronectiformes; Pleuronectidae
Product: claudin-15-like
Exons: 5
Coding region: 391-1065 (224 amino acids)
Biological process (GO): bicellular tight junction assembly; cell adhesion
Cellular component (GO): plasma membrane; bicellular tight junction
Molecular function (GO): structural molecule activity
Source: RefSeq, a predicted model, not a curated record